This is a messenger RNA of Clonostachys rhizophaga, 2430 nucleotides long. Lineage: Eukaryota; Fungi; Ascomycota; Sordariomycetes; Hypocreales; Bionectriaceae. The record is from the annotation of a GenBank genome assembly.
AUGCUCAAGGAUCAACUUCCUCUCCGCUUGAAGGACACAAGGCGUAUUUCGAAACGGGGAGGUCGAUACAGCAAUGCUGGUGGUCUGAAGGACGAUGAGACAACCAGAUUAGAAGAGAUUCUUGAAUUGUGUGCGGCAAACGGCCUCGAGGCGGAUGACUUCGCGCAACUCGAUCCACGUUUCUGGCAUAGUGGUCACAUCGGCCAAGCCUUCAAUAAGGGGCAUGACUACACCGCAAUCUGCUUGACAGCCAUUCGAGCCAAAAAUCCUGCUCCAAAGGUUGAUAACGACGAAGAAGCAGCACCCUCGGUUGGGACACGGAGGGUAGAGGAAAUACUACACAACUCAUCGAGGGAGGCUAGACUUCAGAGUCUAGGUGCCUCUGGGAUGCUCCAGCCUGAUAAGAUUUACCAACAUCACCUUUUGUCAUUCCUGAGACGGAAGGAGUGGAAGUUUAUUGAAAAGAUGGCGCGUGAAGGUGUUGACUUCCUCAACGCCUCGAGCGGCUUUAGCAACUUCGCCAUUCUCGUCAGCCAUGGUUAUGCUUCACUUGCAGAGACGGUGGGUGAUAUUGUGGUCCAGAAAGGUUUUGAAAACAGUGAUUGGCAUGCUUUCGGGGACGAAACCCGGCCAGGCCUCUGGUUUGCGAAGCGAAACAUCUCAGACCCAAGCAAAGUGUCCCAAAACCCUCUGCCUCUGCUAAUUUGCGCAACUCGGCGAGAACUUCCCAACUUACCAAUGCUCAAAUUACUGGUGGAGAAGUUUGGAGUCGACGUAAACGAGAUGGCAUAUAGCAGAGAGUACGUGAGUGGCGAGAACAUAAUCGCCGGAUCCGAUUCUCCUCUUCACUCAGCAUCGAGGGGAGAUCAUUGGUGGCAAGUUCAUCAAGCACUGCCCUAUUUACUCAAGGCUGGAGCCAACAUCCAUCUCCGCAACCAUCUUGGACAAACACCUCUUCUUAUGGCCCUCAAAGCUGAUGGGAACUGGCCUGGGCCAUUCAAUAGGGCUGCCGCGAGACUCUUGAUUGAAGCUGGAGCAGACGUCAACGCGGCUGAUAAAGAGGGUCGAAGCUGUCUGGCCUGUGCACGGCAUGACGUCGGUCUCGUGAAGCUCCUCAUCUCACACGGGGCUGUUGUGACGGCUGACUCCAUCCUUGCGGCGAUUGACUCGAAGAGCGUCCCGAUGCUCCAAGCGCUCCUCUCCGGGGGUGUAAGCGCGAACAUCCGUGCUGACAAGCCGUCCGAAGAGGCUCUGGCCGCUGAAAGGGAAAAGAUCAGAAAGAAUAGGUACCGCUGGGCCUAUGGUUCAUCAGUACCGCCGCACGAAAAGUUUCCGCUCUUCCAUGCUGGGAAUCUCUUCAAAACGAUAAAAUCUCCUGCUACAAGCCAAGAGCUUCGAGAAACAGAGACUUGUAUUCAACUUGUACAAGUCCUUCUCGAACAUGGGGCUGAUCCGUUUGGUAAAUUUCUGAUAGAAGAGAGUUCGGGUCCAGAUACACCAAUUUAUACGGAAGCCACAGUCUUGCAUGAACUAUUGGCCGAUGGUAGCUUGCCUGAGGUUUACCUCCGCAUUCCUGACCUAGAUGUUGACCACAGGGAUGCCAAAGGCCGCACGCUGCUACAUGCUGUCUGUAGUGGUAUCAAUUACCCGGACUACGUCGUUGGGUCAUAUCAACAGGAUGGACAAGUCGACGAGAAGACCACCGUCUUCCAGCAACUCUUAUCCCUAGGGGCAGAUAUAGAAGCCGUUGACAACUCUUCUCGGAACGUCUUGCAUUACAUGAUUGGCAAUGAUGACCGUCAUGGGUUCGUCGAAUUCGAUCAAUUCGAGGCAUCUCUGGCCGAGGUUCUGAAAAAGGCCCCUCAACUUAUGAAUCGGCCAGACUCUUCUGGUGAAACGCCUCUGCACGCGGCCGUUAUUCGUGCGGCCAACAGGGGAAGACCGGAUAUCGCCGAGGCGCUCCUAAAGGCUGGGGCAGAUCACCUCACAGUUACCAACAAGAAAGACAAUCUUCUCCACUCACUUGCGUCGCGUUUACGUACAGAGCAGAAUCGUGAUUUCUUCGAGGAUCUUGUGAAGCGCGGAGUUGAUAUAAACGCUCGCAAUAUCAAGGGAGAAACCCCACUUUUCACCUUUUGUGUGAAAUCUAAGCCUAAGAAACGCGACAGUUACUCUGACAAGGAAAAGGCUAUGGAGAAACUGAAAGCCAUACCACUAAUGGAGCGGCUAGGCGCCGACCUCUUCGUCAAAGAUAACAGGGGACGGGGGCUGUUGCAUGCAGCGGCAGGGGGAAAUGUUGAUAUCUUCAAGCAACUGAUGGAACGAGGGCUCGACGUCAUGUUGGAAGAUGAGGUGCAGCAAACGCCUAUUGAUGUUGCUGCUGCAUGCGGAAACAAGGAUAUCCUAGAGCUCUUUGAGAAGAAAAUAUGA